CACAACUUAUUCGUUACAACAAAAUCAUACUUUCUACUCAACAAUUAACUCCAAUUAGACCACUUUCAAUUAUUCAAUUAAGACACAAUUCCUCAAACACCAAUUCUCACACCAAUUCUCCAAACAAUAAGGAAGUCGGUAAUGACUCGAAUCUUCUUCCAUAUCACAAUUUAUCUCCAAUACCACGUCCAAAUGAAUCGAUAGAACAAAAACGUUCCCGUUUACUUUACCAAUCUCGUAAACGUGGUAUAUUAGAGACAGAUUUAUUAUUAUCUACUUUUGCUAAUAAAUAUUUAAAAUGUUUUACUGAAAGUGAAUUAAAAGAAUAUGACGAAUUAUUAGACGUGCCUGAUUGGGAUAUUUAUUACUUUUCUACCAAUAAAAAACCUAUACCUAGUAAAUGGGAAAAUAGUAGUGUUUUUAACAAAUUUAAACAACACGUUAAAAAUGAAGGUAGAGUUAUUUUAAGGAUGCCCAAUUUGUAA
Funneliformis mosseae is the source of this 485-nucleotide messenger RNA. The record is from the annotation of a GenBank genome assembly. Lineage: Eukaryota; Fungi; Glomeromycota; Glomeromycetes; Glomerales; Glomeraceae.